This is a messenger RNA of Phyllostomus discolor (pale spear-nosed bat), 996 nucleotides long. Its product is annotated as olfactory receptor 9A4. The record is from RefSeq and is a predicted model, not a curated record. Gene Ontology annotation, biological process: G protein-coupled receptor signaling pathway. Gene Ontology annotation, cellular component: membrane. NCBI's taxonomy places the organism in Eukaryota, Metazoa, Chordata, Mammalia, Chiroptera, Phyllostomidae. Gene Ontology annotation, molecular function: G protein-coupled receptor activity; olfactory receptor activity.
GGGAACAGGAGCUGAGAACUGAGUGAUGAGCAAUUACUCUAGUGCCACUGACUUUUGUCUCCUUGGCUUCCCCGGCUCCCAAGGACUGUACCACAUGCUCUUUGCUGCCUUCCUCUUCUUCUACUCGGUGACGCUGAUGGGAAACACGGUCAUCAUCGUGGUUGUCCGUGUGGCUAAGCGUCUGCACUCCCCCAUGUAUUUCUUCCUCGGCCACCUCUCUGUCUUGGAGACCCUGACCACAUCCGUCAUCGUCCCCGUCAUGCUCUGGGGCUUGCUGCUCCCUGGGAGGCAGACAAUAUCUCUGGCAGGAUGCGUCGCCCAGCUCUUCCUGUACCUUGCUCUGGGGACCACGGAGUUUGCAUCACUGGGAGUCAUGGCUGUGGACCGUUACGUGGCUGCCUGUAACCCUCUGAGAUACAACAUCAUUAUGAACAGCCACACCUGCAUCGGGGUGGUAAUUGUGUCGUGGCUCUUUAUGCCCCUUUUCCAGAUCUGGCCAGUCUACGCCACGUUUCAGCUUACCUUCUGCAAAUCAAACGUGCUAGGCCAUUUUUCAUGUGACUGAGGGCAACUGCCCCAACUCUCUUGCAAUAAUACUAUUUUCAUAGAGUUCAUUCUCUCUUUAAUGGCUGUUUUUGUUCUUUUUGGUUCUCUGGCACCAACAAUCGUCUCCUACACUUACAUCAUCUCCACCAUCCUCAAGAUCCCCUUGGCCUCUGGCUCCAGGAAAGCCUUCUCCACGUGCGCCUCCCACUUCACCUUCGUGGUGAUCGGCUACGGCACCUGCCUGUUCCUCUUCGUGAAACCCAAGCAGACGCAGGCGGCCGAGUACAACAAGAUCGUCUCCCUGCUGAUUUCUGUGGUAACCCCUUUCCUGAACCCCUUCAUCUUCACCCUCCGAGACGACCAAGUCAAAGAGGCCCUUCGGGAUGGAGGGAAGCGAUGCUGUGAGCUACUCAGGAACUAGCCUUCCCCUACGGCAUUUUGCACGGGGAA